AUGACAGCAAUUCCGAUUCUCAAACUCCCUAUCAUCGUUUUGAUGAAAAUUCUCAAAACAAUCGAUAUUGAGACAGUAUUCCCCAUCUCAUUAUGCUCUCGUAAAAUGUAUCACCUCGUUAAGAAUUUUCAAAAUCAAUCAGUCACUCUCAAAAUUAACAAUUACGGCGAGUAUUCGAGUGUAGCGGUAGUGACACCGGAAGGUAACUGCCAUCAAGUUGAAGUCUCAGAGGGAACGUAUAGAAAUCUUGAAUCUGAGAAUAUCAACGGUCACCUGGUACCUAUUGAUCGUUCUAGAAAACAUGGCGGCUGGGAAACAUAUUGGAAGGAUAGAGUAAAAGGACUACACUCAGUAAUGGAGUAUCUAUCGGAUCUUUUUGGAAUCAAGAAAGUGACUACAGUUACAGUAACCCCUGGUACAUUGAAGUUGCUGGAUAUUAUUAAGGAAAGACAAGGGAAUGACUAUGAACUCAUUAUAAAUCAUUAUUUGAGUACGAAAAAAUCUCGUUUCAUUUUGGAAAAUCAUUCUGCAAAAGUAUUAAGAAUCAUUGGAUUAUCUCACAACUUUCCCAUCGGAAAAUACCUAAAAUCAGUCGACUCACUAAUUGUUCACUCAAAAUUAUCGAUUACUCUUGAUGAUCUACUUAACAUGAACUGUGUGGAGCUAGUUUUACCAUAUAAUGAGUUCACUGAGUCAGAAAUCAAACGGAUCCUCCAACACUGGGCUGUCAAUGGGUUCAGACGACUUAAAUAUCUAAGUCUACGUGUUUCAGACUUUGAUUUGGAAGACGUACUUGGAGAGUUGAACCAUACUGUAAUGACAGAAAGGAGAGAGUAUAAGUCGAUUAUUGAAAAUGUCACUUUUAGUGACCAUCUCAUCACCCGGAAUGAUGAUGUGGUUGCUUCUUUUCGAUAUGACCAACAAUACGGAAGAGUUAAAUUUGGUGUCUGGCCGGAUUCGGAGGGAAAUAAAUACUAA
Messenger RNA from Caenorhabditis remanei, 978 nucleotides. RefSeq lists its product as uncharacterized. The coding region runs from base 1 to 978 and encodes 325 amino acids. Lineage: Eukaryota; Metazoa; Nematoda; Chromadorea; Rhabditida; Rhabditidae. The transcript has 3 exons. Gene Ontology annotation, molecular function: protein binding. The record is from RefSeq and is a predicted model, not a curated record. Gene Ontology annotation, biological process: embryo development.